Messenger RNA from Marmota monax (woodchuck), 2133 nucleotides. RefSeq names its product achaete-scute family bHLH transcription factor 4 (gene Ascl4). NCBI's taxonomy places the organism in Eukaryota, Metazoa, Chordata, Mammalia, Rodentia, Sciuridae. Gene Ontology annotation, molecular function: RNA polymerase II transcription regulatory region sequence-specific DNA binding; protein dimerization activity; DNA-binding transcription factor activity, RNA polymerase II-specific. The record is from RefSeq and is a predicted model, not a curated record. Bases 797 to 1306 code for a protein of 169 amino acids. Gene Ontology annotation, biological process: developmental process; regulation of transcription by RNA polymerase II. The transcript has a single exon.
ACUGGGUUUUUAAAAGAUUUGGUUUGGGAGAAGAAAACGAGCUUCCCCGGGGGUCCUCCUUGUUUUGACACAUCUUCUAACCACAAGAGAGCAGUCUUCCCUUUGAUGAGCGCUUCCCUCCACCUCCCCAGAAAUGAAAGAGCAAGUGUAAGUUUGCAAACACUCUAAAAGCUCUUUCCAUUAGACCUGGACGCCGGAAACCACGGGGCAGUCAAGUCUUGAUUUUCAAGGAGAAAGCCUCGGGUAAACUUUCGCUCCCCGCCAGGAGACCGGUAGGUUCCUAGGAAGAGUUCUCAAACCUUCAAGAUUCCUAGGCUGCUUGCAAAAAAAAAAAAAAAAAAACCCUCAUCUCUUGAAGCCCCAGAACGGUGUAUUACAGGAAUUGAAAAGCGUUGGUGGCUCUGGAUGAUUACUGUUUGGUGUGCGCCCACAUAUCCAGGCUAGGGGAACGAGCAGAGGAGCCCCCCUUUCUUAUCUUUUGAAAUAAGAUCAGAGGCGAAGACGGGAAUUCAAGAGUGGAUUGGCGCGGGGGAGGAGGGUCCUGUAUCUGUCUACCACUUCUGGCCUGGAUUUUUAUAGCGAUCGAGGAGUGCAGUGAAUUUCGGAAGCCAUGCAAAGUUUCCUUGAAGCCUGUUCUGGAACCUAGUUUCCAGACCCCAAAAGAACUUUUCCAAAGACAGACCAGCGGUGCCAGGCUGUUUGGAUGGACCACAAUCUGGAUGAGACCAGGUUUUAAGCCUCAUUUUCGGUUGAGAGAUUAAUUUCUUGAGUGAUCUAUUUGCUUUUCGGCAAAUUGAUGGAGAAACGGAAGUCAGCCGGACUGCUGGGCCUUCAGUAUGCGCUGCGCACCGCGCCCCUGGGCGUGCCAGGGACCCUGCCUCUGCUCCCGCCGAGGGACCCCUUCAGGGUUUCAGUGCGUCUGGACGCCGCGUGCUGGGAGCGGGCGCAGCGGGGCUGCGCGCGGGGACGGCCGCGCCCCCCCACACCGCUGCGCGGCGCCCUGGAGCCCGCCUUCCUCCGCCAGCGCAACGAGCGCGAGCGGCUGCGGGUGCGCUGCGUGAACGAGGGCUACGCGCGCCUCCGAGACCACCUGCCGCGGGAGCUGGCCGCCCGGCGCCUCAGCAAAGUGGAGACGCUGCGCGCCGCCGUCAGCUACAUCAAGCACCUCCAGGAGCUGCUGGAGCGCCACGCGCGCGGACACGAGGGCCCGGCCGGCCCCCAGCGCAGGGCCGAAUGCAACAGCGACGGCGAGUCCAAGGCCUCGUCGGCGCCCUCGCCCUGCAGCGAGCCGGAGGGUGCGGGCUAGCGCCCCGACCUCCCGGCCUGGCCCGGCCCCGCGCCCCCCGCCGCCGCCGGGGCAGCCUGGACUCCUCUCCAAACGCGCUUCGCAUUUUUAAUCUGGUUUCUUCUCCGGGCCUAAAUCUUAGGAAAAAUAAGUGAUUUGCUUAUGGGGAAAAGGGGGCCUGCCAUUUGGGGGCUUUUUCCCCCGCGUCCUUUUUGCUUACGUGCCGGCGACUUAGAGGUGCUUUUAGGGAAUUUUUUUCCCCUUAUUUUUAAACGCAAAUGCAAACUGUUCCAGGUUCUGAGCGCCUCGUUCUAAAUAGGAUUAUUCUGACGACUCAGGGCGGUAAGAAGUGGAAUUUCCCACAGUUCGUGAUAUGGGUUAAGUUAAACAUUAACCCAAGAACGUUACCCUCACCCUACCCCCCCACCCACCCACUCCCCCGCGCGCGACCGUCCUUUAGGUGAGAGGACCAUUCUCCUUGCACUCCUUACUUUGGAAAUUGCUUCAGAAAUCUAAUUGGCAUGGCGCUUUGGGGGAAGGCGACUCUGAGCCGAAGUCCUAGGGCACGCUGCAGGACUUCAGCACACACCAAUGAAUCUGUAAAUGAUGGUCCAGCCAGGACAUUCUGUUUGGUGCACACUGUUUUUAAUCAAUAAGUGGCUACUUGAAAACUUCGUAGCAUUUAACCAACAGUACGUCUUGGUGUUAACGAGCUCUUUGGAAGAGAACCCAGAUUUGUAUGACUUCUUUUCCCACUCAGACGCUUUUGUGUUCACCUUUGUAGUUCUCACUCCACCUAAGAAUCUGAUUAAAGUGACACUGGGACUUUAAAAUAAAAUGAAAAUAUA